This is a messenger RNA of Pichia membranifaciens NRRL Y-2026, 3479 nucleotides long. RefSeq lists its product as hypothetical. The record is from RefSeq and is a predicted model, not a curated record. Lineage: Eukaryota; Fungi; Ascomycota; Pichiomycetes; Pichiales; Pichiaceae. Bases 53 to 3364 code for a protein of 1103 amino acids. The transcript has a single exon. Gene Ontology annotation, biological process: leucyl-tRNA aminoacylation. Gene Ontology annotation, molecular function: leucine-tRNA ligase activity; aminoacyl-tRNA deacylase activity; ATP binding.
AUUUUAGGUUCUUUGGGAUUGUUCCAUUUUUCAUACAGCACACCAGUAUACAAUGAGCACAGCUGAAGGACCGAAAGCGGUCGUGAUGGAAAACACCGCCCGUAGAGAUACUCUGGUGGCUAUCGAAAAGAAGUACCAAGAAAUUUGGGACUCUGAGAAGCCAUUUGAAAUCGAUGCACCAACUAACGAAGAGGUUGCUUACGGAACAUCAUGGGAAGAACUUCACGAGGAGUAUCCCAAAUUUUUUGCGUCCAUGGCUUACCCCUACAUGAAUGGUGUCUUGCACGCCGGUCACGUUUUCACGUGUUCCAAGGUUGAAUUUGCCAUUGGUUUUGAGAGAUUGAGAAACAAGAAAGCACUAUUUGCCUUGGGUUUUCAUUGUAGUGGUAUGCCAAUCCGUGCUGCUGCUGACAAGCUACAAAGGGAGACAGAGUUGUUUGGUGAUGACUUUUCCGGGUAUGCGAAGGAGUCCCAUGAAACCGCGGAAGUCACUGAAACAGAAACAAACGAAGCUUCUAAGACUGAUCCGACCAAGUUCACUGCCAAGAAGUCGAAGGUUGCCCAAAAGGCAGGUAAUGCAAAAUACCAGUUUGAAAUUAUGCAACAAUCAGGUAUUCCUUUGGAUGAAAUUGCAAAAUUCAAAGAUCCAUACUUUUGGCUUACUUACUUCCCACCUUUAGUCGAAAAGCACGUCAAGUCUUUUGGUGGUAGAGUCGACUGGAGAAGAUCUAUGAUCACCACAGACAUGAACCCCUAUUAUGAUGCCUUUAUUAGGUGGCAAAUGAACAGAUUGCGAGAGUUAGGUAAGAUUAAGUUCGGUAAAAGGUACACCAUUUACUCCGUCAAAGAUGGACAACCAUGUAUGGAUCAUGAUAGACAAUCAGGUGAAGCUGUCCUGCCACAAGAAUAUACAGGUAUCAAGAUUGAAGUCACAGAGUUUACAGAUGCAGCUGCAGAUUACUUCAAAAAGGAAAAUUUCGAUUUGACUGGUAAGAAGGUCUUCUUGGUUGCAGCAACUUUAAGACCUGAAACCAUGUACGGUCAAACAUGUUGCUUUGUUUCUCCAAAAAUCAACUAUGGUGUGUUCAAAGCUUCAGACAACGAAUACUACAUUACUACUGUCAGAGCUUUCAAAAACAUGGCUUAUCAAGAUUUGACUCCUGUCAGAGGUGAUUACACGCCAUCAGUGACAGUCAAUGGUUCUCUCCUUGUCGGUUCCAAAAUUCAUGCUCCAUUAGCUGUCCAUGAAAGCUUAAGAGUUUUACCAAUGGAAACCAUUUUAGAAAACAAGGGUACCGGUGUUGUCACUUGCGUUCCUUCUGAUUCUCCAGAUGAUUAUGUUACCACUAGAGACUUGUUCAACAAACCUGAAUACUAUAAGAUUGAAAAGGAUUGGGUCAUUGAAGAACCUGUUCCAAUCGUCAAUACUCAAAAGUAUGGUGACAAGUGUGCCGAAACUUUAGUGAAAGAAUUGAAGAUUAAUUCUCCAAAGGACACGAACCAAUUAGCAGCCGCUAAGGAACUUGCCUAUAAGGAAGGUUUCUACAACGGUACAUUAAUCAUUGGUAAAUAUAAGGGAGAAAAGGUCGAAGUAGCAAAGCCAAAGGUGAAGCAAGAUUUGAUUGCUUCUGGUGAUGCUUUUGUCUACAAUGAACCUGAGUCCGCCGUUAUUUCAAGAUCAGGAGAUUCUUGUAUUGUCUCUUUGGAAGAUCAAUGGUAUCUUGAUUACGGUGAGGAAAACUGGAAGGAACAAGCUUUAGAAUGUCUUGGCCAGAUGAACACUUUUCACAGCGAAACCAGAAACGCUUUUGAAGGUGUCUUUAACUGGUUAAAAAACUGGGCUCUUUCCAGAACUUACGGUUUAGGUACUAAAAUUCCAUGGGAUGAGAAGUACUUGGUUGAAUCUCUUUCUGAUUCCACUUUGUAUCAAAUGUUCUACACGAUUAACCACUUACUUCAUUCUGAUUUCUAUGGUAAGAAGGUCGGUCCAUUAGGCAUCAAAGCAGAAGAUUUGACUGAUGAAACUUUUGAUUACAUCUUCUGUAGGGGAGAUUCUCUCGAAAACAUCAACAUUCCAAUUGAAAAAUUGAAUUUGUUGAGAAGAGAAUUUGAAUACUUCUAUCCAAUGGAUCAAUCUAUCUCAGGUAAGGAUUUGAUUCCAAAUCACUUAACUUUCUACAUCUACUCUCAUGUUGCUUUGUUGAAGAAAACUUUCUGGCCAGCAGGUAUCAGAAGUAACGGUCAUUUGAUGUUAAAUAAUGCAAAGAUGUCCAAAUCAACAGGUAAUUUCAGAACUUUAGAACAAUUAGUUGAAAAAUUUGGCUCAGAUGCUUCUAGAAUUGCCCUUGCCGAUGCAGGUGAUACUGUUGAAGAUGCUAAUUUUGACGAGUCUAAUGCUAAUGCUGCUAUUUUGAGACUUUUCAACUUGAAGGAAUGGUUUGAGGAAAUGGUGAAGUCCAAGGAUGAACUCAGAACUGGUCCUUACAACUUUUUUGAUAAAGCGUUUGACAAUGAAAUGAAUCAAUUAAUCGAAGAAACGUAUAAGAACUACGAUAUCACAUACUACAAAGCGGCUCUUAAAACUGGUUUGUUCGAUUAUCAAUACUCCAGAGAUUUCUAUAGAGAACUUUCGUUAUCUUCAGGUGCAGGCUUACACAAGAGUUUAGUUUUCAAGUACAUUGAAACUCAAUCUUUGUUACUUUAUCCAAUCGCCCCACAUUUCACGGAAUACGUUUAUAGAGAACUUCUAGGAAAGAAGACCUCAAUCAACAACGCCAAAUGGCCCGUUCCUGAAGCAGCUGUUUCGAAUGAAUUAGCUGCAGCCCUAACUUAUACCAGAAACUUGCAACGAAUUAUAAGAGAGUCGGAAGGUAUGGCUCUAAAAAAGAAAAAAGGUGGUAAAUCUGAUGUGGACAAAGAUCAAGACUGUCUAUUAACCAUUUACGUUUGUAAUUCAUUCCCUGAAUGGCAACAAAAGUAUGUUGACAUUGCAAAGAAGUUGUAUGAGGAAGGAAAGUUGGAUGAUAUGAAGAUUGUCAAAGAGAAAAUUGAUGGCAAGGACAUGAAACGUGCUAUGCCAUUUAUCAACGAGUUAAAAAAGCAGUUGGGUGUUGAAAAACCAGAGGAAGUCUUCAACAGAGAGUUGCUAUUUGAUGAACUUGAUGUUGUGAAACAGGCUAUUGAGUCCAUUAAAAAAGCACCAGCCUCUAUUAGUGUUUCCAAGGUUCAAAUUAUCUUUUUUUCCAACGGUUCUACUACAGGGAAAGACAUAGUUUCUGAAGAAGAAAUUUCAAUUCCGCAAAAGGUCAAAUCAAUUGAGAAUGCGGUUCCAGGUCAACCGGCCAUUUUAAUCAAAAAUUUAUAGACUGUUUGCUAAAGCUUUCUAAACUUGAACUAUAUAGUUGUUUCGUUGAGUGUAAGUAAAUCGAUGUAAAUCAACACAAAGAAAGAACAUAGAAUUUUAUUAGCUUUUGGCAGUG